Scaptodrosophila lebanonensis is the source of this 2616-nucleotide messenger RNA. It is a transcript of the gene IP3K2, whose product is annotated as inositol-trisphosphate 3-kinase B. Gene Ontology annotation, biological process: inositol phosphate biosynthetic process. The transcript has 5 exons. Bases 84 to 2012 code for a protein of 642 amino acids. Gene Ontology annotation, cellular component: nucleus; cytoplasm. NCBI's taxonomy places the organism in Eukaryota, Metazoa, Arthropoda, Insecta, Diptera, Drosophilidae. Gene Ontology annotation, molecular function: inositol tetrakisphosphate kinase activity; inositol-1,4,5-trisphosphate 3-kinase activity. The record is from RefSeq and is a predicted model, not a curated record.
UGUUGGCCAUCGCGGACGGCUCAUGCCGCAGAACGACGGGGUCGAGUGGUCGAGGUUUGAGCGCCGACGGUGCGUUCCGUCACAUGUCGUGUAAAAUGUCUGUUUGCGCACUCACGCAACCGCCAGCGCCACGUUCAGCACACUCAGUUGCUCCACAGUCGCCGCCGGUGCAGCCACCACCGCUACCGCCACCGCUUACGACACAGCCGCCCCUGUCGCCGCCCCCGCAGUCACCGGAAGUGCGCAUCUACGAGGACUUUGACAGGAUGAGCGCCAAAGAGGUUUACUACAAUGAGGCGGGCAAAAAGGUAACAGUGAAGCUUUUGCACUUUCCGGACGUGCCGCCCGAGGAUAUAGCCAAGCUGCGCUUCGAUGAUGACGACGACAACGAGGAGGAGGAUGAUGAUGAGGAGGAAUUGGACAGCGAUGCGGGUCGUCAUGCCCAUAGCAAUGAAAGCGGCUCUAUGGUAGAUGCAUCCAAAACGGAUGCGGACAGCGAGGAUGCCGAGAGUGAGGCGGAGGAGGUGGAAGGCGCCACAGGUGGUGCCACUUCUGCUCCCAACCCCACCAGCAAAAAACUCUUCCGUCGCAAGCUCUCGGGCAACAAUAUGCAGACACGCAAGUGUAGUCUAGCCUUUGCGCAGGCGCACGGAAUAAAGCAGCGCUUUCCCGAAAAGAAACUCUCCAUGCCCAUCAUUAGCAUUACGGGUGGUAGUGGUGGCGGCAGCGAACACACUAGCCUAGCCGGUGGUCGUCGACUCUCCCAACAGCAUGCCCCGCGACGCACACACUCGCCCAUGGGCCAGAGUCUCUGCCCCGGCUAUAUACAGUACUCCAAAUCGUUGCUCGAGGUGCCCAUGCCCCGCGAUUAUGGCUAUGCCUCCAGCGAUGAUUUGAGCUCCGAAUGGGACUCCGAUGUGUCGACAUCAUCCUCACAAGCCAUGUCCACAUCCACGACAACACCAGCGGCCAAGAAGAGCUCCGGGUGGCGAAAGAUACGCAAUAUUGUGCAAUGGACGCCCUUCUUUCAGACCUACAAGAAGCAGCGCUAUCCAUGGGUGCAGUUGGCCGGCCAUCAGGGCAACUUCAAGGCCGGCCCUGAGCCGGGCACCGUACUGAAGAAGCUCUGCCCCAAGGAGGAGGAAUGCUUCCAAGUGCUCAUGCAGGACAUGCUGCGCCCCUAUGUGCCCGUCUACAAGGGCCAGGUGACCAGCGAGGAUGGCGAGCUGUACUUGCAGCUGCAGGAUCUGCUGAGCGAUUAUGUACAGCCGUGCGUCAUGGACUGUAAGAUCGGUGUGCGCACCUAUCUGGAGGAGGAGCUGUCCAAGGCCAAGGAGAAGCCCAAGCUGCGCAAGGACAUGUACGACAAGAUGAUACAAAUCGAUGCGCAGGCCCCCAAUGCUGAGGAGCACGCAGCCAAGGCGGUCACCAAGCCCCGCUAUAUGGUCUGGCGCGAGACCAUCUCCAGUACAGCGACACUGGGCUUUCGCAUCGAGGGCAUUAAGAAAAGCGACGGCACCAGUUCCAAAGAUUUCAAAACGACCAAGUCACGCGAACAAAUCAAAGCAGCAUUCUCAGAGUUCUUGAGCGGCUUUGCGCACAUUCUGCCUCGCUAUAUACAGCGCCUGCGCGCCAUACGCGCCACCCUCGAUGUCUCGGAGUUCUUCAAGACGCACGAGGUCAUUGGGAGCUCGCUACUCUUCGUGCACGAUAAUACCCACGCUAGUGUCUGGCUGAUCGACUUUGCGAAGACAGUGGAGCUGCCGGCGGAUCUGCACAUCGAUCACAAUUCGGCCUGGAAGGUGGGGAAUCAUGAGGAUGGCUAUUUAAUUGGGAUCAACAAUCUCAUUGACAUAUUUGUGGAGCUGCAGGCAGCGCAUGUGGCUGGAGCCACAUUGGAGUCCUCGUUGACUUCGUCGUCCUCGACAUCGUCGCCAUCGUCUGGCUCUGUGUCGCCAGCGCCAGCGCCAGUCGCUGAAACGCCGCAAACACAGCAGGAUGAAGAAAAAUGAAGCGCCGGACGCAAUCAGCAUAUGGUCCAGAGGACUAUAUGGGGCGGAGCCCCACAGCCCGAUAUUUCGCGCAGCCACACUAAAAAGCAUAAAGACAUUUUCCUAUCACAUUAGCAACCAUAUAGAAGAAGAGGAUGAUGACGACGGCGACGACGAUUAGUUGAAAAAUGACGAGAACGGAAAAAACUAUAUUACCCGAACUUAGUUUUAAGACAUUUCAGUUGUAGGCGCAACAUAAUUCUUUUUUUUUCUACUAUUCAUAUACAUAUAUGUAUCUAUAUAAAUAACUUAACCAAUUAGGUUUACAAACGAAGACUGAAACCACAACAAUAUGCAUAUAUAUACAAAUAUAUAGCUAGACUUAUAUAAUAGUAGCCUAUAUGCUGCUGUUGCUCUCAACUCGUGCACGGCGUUGCUGUUUUAGUGUAAUUUAUUUAUGCAAAUUUAACAAUUUGACGCUGCACCCUCGAAGCAAGAGAAACAAUCCUAUAAACAAGGAGAACACAACACAACAUGAAACAAAAAACAAACCGACCAACCAACAAUCAAACAAAUUAUAAAUAUGUAACCAAAUUCUGUUCAAUAUAUGCGCAACAACUAUGUA